Molecule: messenger RNA, 4407 nt
Organism: Fomitiporia mediterranea MF3/22
Lineage: Eukaryota; Fungi; Basidiomycota; Agaricomycetes; Hymenochaetales; Hymenochaetaceae
Exons: 4
Coding region: 1381-4008 (875 amino acids)
Source: RefSeq, a predicted model, not a curated record
ACGAGGCACGCACGCUCACUGCGCGUGUCCUCCAUCCGCCAUCCUCGCCCCGUUCCUCCACCCACGCCUCUCUCGUCGAACACGGCCAAUGCCAAUGCAAUCGCCAGCAAACACAGUCUAACCAGCUCUAGACCGACCUGUCUUCGUUUCCAUAUUCAUACUUGUGUGCGUUGUUGGCAGCAGAUACAUAUACAGCGGAUAGCGGAUAGCGGAUGCUCAUCGUCCAACCGACGUCCACCUGCGACGUCUGCCUCGACCGCUAUGCAUGGGACGCACCCGCUUCAGAGUCCCUUUCCAAACCCCACGUAAUCACCUGCGGACAUGUAUUUUGUCAUCAGUGAGUUUGUUCUGCGGUCCGCUUAUUCGACAAAUAUGUAAUGUUGAAUUAUCGCGCGCCAAAUCGUAAUAUCAUUACUCUAGAUGUCUGCAGAAUCUCCGCACACCGCGUACUUGCCCUCUCUGCAGGGCGAGCUUUCACCUUACCAGAGCGGUGAAGAUCCAUGUUGAUCUUGCGAGUGACGAUGCUGGGCGACAUCUCACAGCGGAGGAGGCCGAAGCACGGCGGUUCGAGUUGCGUAUUGCAGAAAUCUCGUUGCUCGAAUCUUCGUCGCAGGUGCCAUCGGUGACGACGACAUCAGAAGAUGGGCCUACGGAGGAUGGCGGGGAAAGAACAACAACGAACGAGGACUUGGAAAGCCAACGGGCUCUUAUAGUCGAAGAGGCGCUCGCCUUCCUCGACAACACCCCGCCGGAAUCGCAUCCCAUCCUGCGCAACCUCCUUGCGUCCAUCAACACCCAACGAACGCUUUCGGAGAGCCUGCAUACUGCGGAAGUAGAGACUUUACGCAUGCGUGGUGAGCGUGACCAUGCCCGUCGAUACUUACGCAGGGCCGAGCGUGCGAGGGAGCAGGAAGUGGCCCUUGCUAAGAGCGCGGAGAAGAACUGGAUGAUGCGGGUCGCAGAAGUCGAGCGGGAUUGUGAGGUGUAAGCUCACGGAAGCAGCAGCAGAGCGUCAACGUCUUCAGGAUGAACUUGCACACUAUAAGCUAUCUCUUAAAGAUGCCCAGGCAACACAAUCGGACAUCCUCGUCCAAGCGCACAUGCAAAUCCGUGACCAAUCUCAAAACGCUGUUGCUGCCCCUCCGUAUUCUCCUCCAUCCCGAACAGUACCAGUAGCCCAAGCCCAGGAUCAACCUGCCUCGUCUGCGGUGGCAGCGUCAACAUCAUCGGUCACUCAACAGUCGCAAUCGCAAUCGCAGUCACAACCCCAGGCGUAUCAGCAAACCCAACCUCAAGCAGGGCCUUCUACUGCGGCAUCCUCCUCUGAAGUCGCUUUCGCACGUACCUCCUCCCCCUCGCCAUCCACGUACGAAUAUGAAUAUGAAUACACGUACAACCCACUUCCCCGCCCUCCAGAGCCUGUUCCUCUUUCUCGACUUCCCGCGUUUGCGCGACCACGGCCGGGGAGUAGCGCCUAUACGGCUGCGAGGGCUUUGGCGAGGCAUGCUCAUCGACAUGAAAAAAGGGCAGAAGAGAGAGAGGGAAGCAAGAAGGGAGAGGCGAAGAGAGAAAGAACGAGAACGCGGGAGGGAGACAGAAGAUGAGAGGGAACGGAAGGAGAGAAAAGAGAGGAGGAAGGAGCGCGAGAGAGCGCGAGAAAGGGAGAGAGAAAGAGGGAUGAAGGGCGUAGGCUCGGAUUCUGGGAAAGAGCAUCGCCGUACGCGAGAAGGGAAGGAGAAAGAUCGCGGUACGGAUACCUCUGCGACAGAGACACAAGAGCGUCUUAAGGCUGCGCGAAAGCACCAUACCUCCCGUCAGGGCACCUCAGAGCAGCCAAGCGGGUCGGCGCUCACGAAUGGUGCUGCCUACAUGAACGAGAUUGAAGCUCCUGUUCCGGAUCAACCCAACGGAAAAGCGAAUACAGAGAUAAAUGGUGUAGCACCAAUGCCUGCUGCAGUCCCGCGUGAUGUUGUAGGCGGAUGGGGCCUCGAGCGUUCAUGGCGCGCUUCCCUAGCUUCUAAUUCGUCAGAUGCAUCCGGGCCCGCCGAAGACUUGUAUGCCCCGCAUAGAGACGCGGCCGGUGUAGUUGGAGCCGUAGCUGUUGGAUCGAGCCAUACAAAGAUGAGGGUUCGGGAGGAAAAGGACAAGGAGAAAGAGAAGAAAACGGACAAAGUUAAGGGCAAAGGGAAAGAGAAGGAGGUAGACGUGCUAGAGCCUGCAACCGACGACAUCAAGGACGACUUUGUCUUUGUGGCAUCUGCUAACGAGGAACGGGAGAAAGAACGCGAUCGGCACAUCCCCUUCGCAUCUUAUCCGUCAUCUUCGAACAACAUCCUUCCACAGCCUCCCCAGUCGCAAACUCCUGCGCAAGCUCAAUGGCAAGGCAGAGAAAGAGAAAGACGAACGACAUUAAGCGCGGUACCCUCUGCUCUUGGGCUCGUCCUUGUCCCAAGUCCUGACGGUCGAGGCGGGUACGAAUACCAAUACCAAUAUCAAUACCGAUUCCCACCACAAUCGACUAUCCAGCCCGGAAGUGCCGCGAGUGGUACAACAUUAGGCGGCAAGGAAUCAAUUACACCACUAGCUAGCCUUCUCAACAGCAAUAAUCAGCAUAACGGGUAUUUUUUUGGAGCAGCGCCGGAGAUGCAUAGUCGUGCUUCGACGGCGAGUAACGCAACGCUUACGCGACGGGCGACGGAUUCUCAACUUCAGGCCCAAGCACAAGCACAUGCCUAUGGUGUAUAUCCUACACUUAGACAUCCGCGUGCACCGUCAACUGCGCCUUUACAUGUCCCGCAACCGCGACGCGUGUCUUUGACAAUCCCAGAGCCUCCAGAAUCAGAGCCGGAGUCUAUUCGCUCGCAGACUCGAACCCAACCACAGGCUCAGGCUCAGACGCAGACCCAACAGCCCUUUCGUGGUGGUAAUGAGUCGUACGUGAGUUCAGGAUACCCAAACGUAGAAUCAUGGAGGGAUGCAUUUAGUCAACAGCAGCAGCAACAACGCGCGACCGCAGUCGAUAGUACCAAUGGAAAUGGAGGCUCAGGAGGGUUUUACGCCAACUCCAACCCAAGUGCAAACAUGAGCCUCGACAGUGCGCUUGCCUCUAAGUCUCUCGCAGCCGCUGCUUCUACCUCGUCGUCAAACAUUGCCACUGGUACUGAUUCAAAUGCAGAAGAAAGCGGAGGACCACAACAUACUCUGCGCCACCGAACGAGCGACUCAAGCACGGCCUCCGCAUCUACGGGCAUCAGUUUAACAGGUACGACGAGCGGCGAACGUCGCAAACAGCUACUCGACGCGUUGUUCAUGGGUUCGUCGACUAGUACGGACACAGGUGCUUCGACUUCGAACAGGUCGAGUUACGCGUCAAAUGGGUCGUUCGACGAGGUUGUUGCGAAUACGAAUGCAAAUAGGGUGUCCCUUGGAAGGACGUUAGACGCUAAUACCGCUGGUCCUUCGAUCGCAGGAGUCGCAAAAACGGAUCCUUCCGCAUCUACACAAGGCCAAAACCUCGUCGUAGCCCCCGUCGCACAAAAGCCAGUCGUACCUCCCGCUCCUCGCGGUGUCCCGAGUCGGGACGGUAGGCCUUCACGUGGACUCGAUAUGAGCACGCGACCGAGUACGACUCAGCCUAUCCAAACCAUUCAGAAUACCCAAGCACAAGUCCCUGGGUCAACUGCGUAUCCUGCUACUGCUCUCCCAGUGCCGUCCACCUCUCACGUCCGACAGGCUACUUACCCGCCUGGUACGUAUGCUUCUUCCACGAUGGCGUACGCGACGUUGCCACACGCGCAGACUCAAGGAGGUCAAGCGACGUACGGGACUACCGCUGCGUAUCCGUAUACUUAUCCCGCUUCUGCAUACUACCAGUCUCAACCACAAGCACAUGGUGCAAGUACUGCUGCUGCUGCUACUGCUACUGCUACUGCUGCCGCACAAGCAAGCCGCUUUGCUAAUUACUCGGUAGCUCCGGCGGCUGUUGCCAGUGCACAGGAUCACCGUUAGCUGUUGAAAGUCAUUUGUCAAUUGAUGUUUACAACAAACGACGAUUCCGGUGAUAGUCGAGGAAUUUAGUGUACUCCCUGUCUCUACUUGCGAAAACCCUUUCUUUUUCCUCAACGUUCUUUCCUGACCUGAUAACGUUUUGACAACGUGACUUUACGACUUUAGCUUGUACUCACUGCUUUCUUCGCUUUGCCUUCGUAUAUCCUAUCUGUAUCGUUUUUAUUUCUUACUUACGAUUUAACGACUUCGGUUUUUUGUUUUGUUUUCCUGCUUACUUACGCUUAUGACGUUACCCCCCGGCUUUACUUUCUUGGUUUUUUAUUGUUCUUGAUGGAAUAUGUUCUUGUAAUAUUUUCUUCUUGACUGUUUGGUUUUCGCGUUUGUCUAGGUAAAUCUCCC